GUUCAGCUGCUUAACGAAGUCGUGGGCACUGCAGUUGGCGUACUGAUUUAUUCCUUUUGCUGCGCAAUAUGCUCUUUGCUCUUGAUAUGGCUGGUUUGGGUCCACCAUGAGCGAGACAGUUUUGUUGCACUGCUGUCCUAUUCAACCCUCCUUAGCACCAUAACGAGUAUCAUCCAGCAGAUACACACAAUCAUCGAUUGGAGGGAUAUCAGAAUUGAACAAUACAAUAACUCGGUUUCCCACAAUAGGAACGCCCAGAUCAUCGUAGCUAGCCCAGCCGUUGGCUUAGACCUCAUACUCUUCUACAUCCAAUAUUACUGCUACAAUGUUGAGGGGCUACUUACGCUCUUCUGGGCCACCGCUCUCACCCAUUCAAUUUAUGGCUUUGCAAACCCGCCAUCAUUCAAGGCGAUACGGCAUGCGGUAAGCCCAGUAGCAAAAGUCAUAGCCGUGCUGUUACCGGCACUUUUCAUCGGUCUCCUUCAGAUAAAAACUCUGCAAACCUCACUUGUGGCUUUCUUGGUGGUAGCAAAUAUCAACAUGAUGGCUACUAUGCUCUUCGGGAGUAUAAUCUUACUGGUCAUACUUGGAAAGUACGUACACACCCGACGGCAGCUGCUCUCCUGGGACGUAUACGGCGCGUCAGCCACGUCCCAAACAACAGCCGUGGGCUCCAGACACACAUCAAGGUCCAGAUACCGAAAGAAAAGUAUCUAUGACCGAUGGUUGAUCGUGCGCUUCACCGUUGCGUUUGCGGUUCUGGCCGGCUUCCAGCUGGCCACCAUCUUCUUUGAGGUGGAAUCAAUUUACAGAAACAGCAGCGAAGCUAUCACCAAGGGCCCAGACCUCACUGUGGCAACAGCCAAAGCCGAUUUUCUCUUUUUCUUGCCCGGCGUCUCACCGAGUAUCCUCGUGUUUGUGGUCUUUGGCACUACGAAACCUUUUUGCGACACGAUGAGAUAUACGUUUAUACCAAAACGAUUCCGACGG
Pseudomassariella vexata is the source of this 990-nucleotide messenger RNA. RefSeq lists its product as uncharacterized. The transcript has 5 exons. Lineage: Eukaryota; Fungi; Ascomycota; Sordariomycetes; Amphisphaeriales; Pseudomassariaceae. The annotation marks the transcript as partial. The record is from RefSeq and is a predicted model, not a curated record.